UUACCGGCUUUCUCCUGGUCGUAUCCAACCACCAUAAAAUAGUCAGCCAAUCUCGCCAUGUCUGCUGCCUUUCCCGAGGAGCUAAUAGCAGAGUGACACAACUGCCUUGCAGAACCAGAGGUGAACUCAAGCAACCUGUGGAGUACUCCUUCUGUCUUUCACAGCUGACUUUUUUGGAAGAAGAGCUGAAAAUCAGGAGCCAAGAUGAAAACCAUCAUCCACUCCUUUCUCUGCUGCUGCCUGCUGGCUUCAGCAGRACACUGUGUGGAGCUCAAAGGGAAUCCUGAGUUGAAAAAAAGACUAAGCAUUUGGAUGGGGAGCAGAACGAGACGGGAUCUUGAAAGUGUAGCAGUAGAGAAGAGAGCAGAGUCUGAGCCCUUCAUCAGACCAGAGGAUGUCAGGGAUGCACUGCUYCCACAUUCCAGCACUGGCAUCAACAUUCGAACCAAGAGGUCUAAAAUGUCCAGCAGGCAGGGCUGCUUGCUGGGCACCUGCGCGUAUCAUGACCUGGCACACCGCUUGCACGAGCUCAACACCUUGGGGAAGUCCAGCAUCGCCCCCGCUGCCAAGAUGAGCCCCAGUGGAUACGGCCGGAGGCGUCGCUCUCUCCCAGAGCGGCGCAUCACGCUGAGGCUGGAGGAGGGCAGGCUGAGACCCGCGUGGAGCACAAAUAACUCCCAGGUUCACAAGCUGGAGGCUCUCCUCAGAAGGACAUGAGCAGGAGCCUGAAAGUGGGAGUUGGGGGUUGGAACAAAAAAGCGAGGGAGGCGCUCUCCCUGAGCUUGUGUCCUCGGUGCUCCUUUUCCUUAAUUCUAAAAUGCCUCAAACCUCAGACUCUUGCCAAAGCAUACUCCAGCACAUUUGUUCCAGGCGUGAGGGCUGAGUCAGAGCUGAACUGGCUGCAGCGGAGCCUCUCUGCAGGCUGAUCCCUGCGGCGCAGCGACCGAGAGGCUGCGCAGAGCCGCAGCUGGCUUAAAGACACUGGAUGGCACAGUGUGGAGUGGACUACAGGUGCUGUAAGGAGGAGUGCAAAUACCUGUCAAAAUGAACACACCCUCUGGCUUUGAGASGGAACUUUCUACUAAUACACUUUACACACCUAUUCCUCAAGGCCAAGACUCUCCUAAGUGCUAUCCUCGAAGGAUUAUACCACCACGUUCCACCAAACUGUCUGCACUUUUGUCUUUUUGGACUUAAAUCCAAUGAAUCAUCAGGAAAACACAUCAUCACUAUGCCAAAUGGGCAACAGAGCUCCGACACUCUCAGUUGAUGUCGGGUUUUGGACACUGUAUAAGGAAAAAUGCCUUCAAUUCUGUGAGCUUUCUGUGCCGGUCCAUAAUGGAUUGAAAUAUACUUGAAAAUGUUAAUGUCUGUACAAAAAAACAAACAAACAAAAAAAAAAAAGCACGUGCAAUCUAAUAUUUUUAUGUAUAUGUAUUACAGAUAUGUGUAUAUAUGAAUUAUUUUAUUUAAAUAUUAUAUAGAAGUUACAGUAAAGUACUUAUGCAGAUAAAGCUAUUUUUGUACAGGAAGAAUUAUAUAUAUAUAUAUAUAUAUGGGCAUUGUAGCUAUUUGUCAUUAUUCCUUUACAAUCUGUGGUCAUUGGAAAUGUUAUUUUUUAUAUAUAUAAUUAUGUUAUUUUAUAUUUGUAAAUGUGUUAUUUUAUUUGUGUCAAAGCAAUAAUGUCAAAUAAACUUUUUGCAUCAAAGAU
Molecule: messenger RNA, 1711 nt
Organism: Austrofundulus limnaeus
Lineage: Eukaryota; Metazoa; Chordata; Actinopteri; Cyprinodontiformes; Rivulidae
Gene: adma
Product: adrenomedullin a
Exons: 5
Coding region: 205-717 (170 amino acids)
Biological process (GO): adrenomedullin receptor signaling pathway; regulation of systemic arterial blood pressure; positive regulation of heart rate
Cellular component (GO): extracellular region
Molecular function (GO): adrenomedullin receptor binding; hormone activity
Source: RefSeq, a predicted model, not a curated record